GCGGCGCGCACGCCUGCGGGAGCCCUCUCCAGGCAACCUAGUGCUGAUCGCUCGUGCCGGUGCGGCCGUUAACCGCCCUUGCGGGAGCCGGAGACUCACGAGCAGCCCCCUCCCCUUCCUGGGCUUCCCCCCACCCACUUCCCGGUCGGCUCUGGAGCAUGAGCAGCGAUGGCCGGCUGCAGCCCUGAGGAGAAAACUUACCGGCGCUUCCUGGAGCUAUUCCUAGGCGAGUUUCGCGGACCGUGCGGCGGCGGAGAGCCCGAGCCGGAACCAGAACCCGAAUCCGAGCCUGAGUCCGAACUGGUAGCGGCUGAGGCGACCGAGGCUUCGGUCGAGGAAUCCGGGGAGGGGGCAGCCACCGUAGCCGCGACGGAGGAGGGGGAGCAAGAGCAGGAGCAAGACCCCGAGCCCGAGGAGGCAGUAGAAGAGGAGGCGUUGGCGGCGGCGGAGGGCGAGGAGGAGGCGGCGGCGGCCCGGGGGCAGUCGGCCGUGCCGCCGCCACCGCAGCCCCUGCUGCCGCCGCUGCCCCCGCUCCCGCGGCCGCUGUCGGAGCGCAUCACCCUUGAGGAGGUGGAGGGCGAGAGCCUGGACCUGUGCCUACAGCAGCUCUACAAAUAUAACUGCCCUUCCUUUUUGGCUGCUGCUUUAGCCAGAGCUACAUCAGAUGAAGUCCUACAGAGCGAUCUCUCUGCACAUUAUAUUCCAAAGGAAAUGGAUGGCACUGAAGGGACUGUGGAGAUUGAGACAGUGAAAUUGGCCCGUUCUGUCUUCAGCAAGCUACAUGAGAUUUGCUGCAGCUGGGUGAAAGACUUCCCUCUCCACAGGAGACCCCAGCUUUACUAUGAGACAUCAAUCCAUGCCAUCAAAAACAUGCGCAGGAAGAUGGAGGACAAACAUGUCUGCAUUCCUGACUUCAAUAUGCUCUUCAACCUAGAGGACCAGGAAGAACAAGCUUAUUUUGCAGUGUUUGAUGGCCAUGGGGGAGUGGAUGCUGCCAUUUAUGCCUCCGUUCACCUGCACGUUAACUUAGUACGCCAGGAGAUGUUCCCCCAUGAUCCUGCUGAGGCCCUGUGCCGGGCUUUCCGGGUCACUGACGAGCGGUUUGUACAGAAAGCGGCCAGGGAGAGCUUACGAUGUGGGACCACAGGAGUGGUGACUUUUAUCAGAGGCAACAUGCUACAUGUGGCCUGGGUAGGUGAUUCCCAGGUUAUGCUUGUGAGAAAGGGCCAAGCUGUUGAACUAAUGAAGCCACACAAACCUGACAGAGAGGAUGAAAAGCAGCGAAUUGAAGCCCUUGGAGGUUGUGUAGUCUGGUUUGGUGCCUGGAGGGUGAACGGAAGUCUGUCGGUCUCCAGAGCUAUUGGAGAUGCUGAACAUAAGCCAUAUAUCUGUGGGGAUGCAGAUUCUGCUUCUACUGUUCUGGAUGGAACUGAAGACUACCUCAUUCUGGCCUGUGAUGGCUUCUAUGAUACCGUGAACCCUGAUGAGGCAGUGAAAGUUGUGUCUGACCACUUGAAGGAGAAUAAUGGAGACAGCAGCAUGGUUGCCCACAAAUUAGUGGCAUCAGCUCGUGAUGCUGGGUCAAGUGAUAACAUCACUGUUAUUGUGGUAUUCCUGAGGGACAUGAACAAAGCUGUAAAUGUUAGUGAGGAAUCAGAUUGGACAGAGAACUCUUUUCAAGGAGGGCAAGAAGAUGGUGGGGAUGAUAAGGAGAAUCAUGGAGAGUGCAAACGCCCUUGGCCUCAGCACCAGUGUUCAGCACCAGCCGAUCUAGGCUAUGAUGGGCGCGUGGAUUCAUUCACUGAUAGAACUAGCCUGAGCCCAGGGUCCCAAAUCAACGUGCUGGAAGACCCAGGCUACCUAGAUCUCACACAGAUAGAAGCAAGCAAACCUCACAGUGCCCAGUUUUUGCCACCAGUUGAGAUGUUUGGUCCUGGUGCACCAAAGAAAGCAAAUCUUAUUAAUGAGCUAAUAAUGGAGAAAAAAUCAGUUCAAUCAUCAUUGCCUGAACGGAGUGGUGCUGGAGAGUUUCUCUCUUCUUUUAAUUUGGGUUCAACAGGGCAGCAGAUAUGCAGAAUGGAGAGUUUGUCUCCUGUUUGUUCUAGAUUGGAAAAUGAACAGUUCAGAUUCCUGGGAAAGAGAGUUUCUAGAUUGUCUCAUUUACGCUACCACUACUCAAAGAGGCGGCAUGGAUUCAGGUUUAAUCCAAAGUUUCAUUCUUUUCUUUCUGCUCGAGAGCCUUCCCACAAAGCAGGCACUAGCCUGUCCUCACUUAUUCGAAGUGGGAAGAGGAAUAGGAUGUUAAGAAGUUCUCUGCCAUGGAGGCAAAGUAGUUGGAAAGGGUACAAUGAAAACAUGAUGAGGAAACUCAAAAAGAAUGAUAUUCCAUAUCCAGAUCUUCCCUGGAGCUUUAAAAUAUAAUACUUUCUCUUUAAAGUAGGCUAGCUAGCUCUCCCCCAAUAAAAAUAUCAUUAUCAGAGUAGAAACAAGGUAGACAUUUCUGAAAUAUGUGUGCUUCAUUAUGAAACCAUGGAUGGCUCAAUUCUUAAAUGUAAAUAGAUCUCUAGGAAACUCAAUACAAUUGUGUUUUCAAUUUAAUAAAAAAAAGUAUUGGCGGUUUCACUAGCAAAAUUAUACAACUGGUCCCUGUGAUGUGUCUCCAUACCUACAUACAACCCCCACCCCAUCACCCUUUCACAUCACUAGUGGAAGCUCGUGAGUUAUUUCAGUCAGGAUAUAUAGUGUUGAAGUCUCCGUGCAGGUGAAAUCUGGUCUGAUGUGCCUAAUAUAUCUCUGGAAAACAAUGCAGAAUUAGAUCUAGUUGAGGAAUGUUCUCAAAAGACUGGGGACUGUGAGGGAAAACCCCUCCCCCCCUUUUUGGUGGGUAAAAGACUAAAAGCCAUAUGGGAUUUAAAUGGUAACAAUGAAAGUGGAAAACUAGUGUAAAAAUGUCAUAUUCUCAAGCUUGUGAGGCAGUAUAUAUAGUCAAACAAAUCCACUAAUUUUUUCUGUAACAUAAAAGACUGAUAAAUUUUUGAAUUAAAAAGUAUUUCCUAGGGCUGUAGCUAUUCGGGAGUUUCAUAACCUGUUAUGGUGCUUUUGAUGGAAUUAUUUGCUUUUUUAGAAGACCGCUGUCAGUUGGUUUUAAUCUAUGAUGCUAAUGUGUUUUUCACUGUACCUUCAUCUCAGGAAUAAAACUUGUUUAACAGAGAUGAUUUCAGGUACAAAUACACUAUAAUCAGGUUGCCAUUUGAAAAAAAAUCAAGUAGUAUUUCUAUUUUUUUCUGCCUUUUUUUUUUUAAGUUCACAGACAGCAAAGGCAUAUACUACAGUAAAAAAGUGGUUUUGGAGAAUAAAAAAUACUAGUUUUAACUUCUGUAAGAUUGUUUCCCUCAAGGGAAUGAAAUAACUGGGAGAGGCUUAAAGUACUGCCUAAAAGUAAGCCCAGAGGCCAAGUGCAAAGGAGAAUGCAGAUUACUGAGACUGAGGUCUGUUUACUACAUACAGCUUCAGACCACAGAAAUAGACAUGUAUUUCUCAUUUCAAUAUUUAUUUACAUUUGAUAUUUUGAAAUUGUCUGCUUUUUGCCAUUUCUGCAGUUUCAAGUCAGAAGCAUAUCUGCAAAUAAGGCAGCAGAUAAACUAAUAAACAGAUUCAUUUAGUGAAGCAGCCUGAUUUCUCUGAGAAUCAGGACUGUCUCCACAUGACAUUUUGCCCUCCCCCGUCAGCCACCGAGCAGCCACGCCAAUGCUCAUCCUGCCAGGAGGCACUAAAUGCUCUUGCUGAGAAAUGUCCACUGACCUAUCGUGUUUUUACAUAAUACUAAUACAAGUUACUUUGUUUCCCAGACUCAUAAUGAAGGAUUAAAAUUCUUGGACUCUUAAAAACAGGACUGUAACAUAUUUUUGUCUGCCAGUGUAGCUAUAUCAAAUAAAUAAAAACAGCUUCACUUUAGCAACAGAUUGUUAAUCUACAGAUUUUAUUUUUUAAAAUUGGGAUAUAAGUAGAGAUUUUUUAGUAUGUUUUCCCUUAUUCUGAAGUCACUUCUUUUUUCUUGGGACACAUGGCUGAAAGGGAAGAGGAAACGGCUCCGACUAUAGUACCAGAACCUCUUCACCAUCCUGCUGCUUUACCCUCAUUCCAUGGACUCACUCACAUCUGUCAUGUUCCGAAGCCUAGAUCUUGUUAACAACCCAUCAGGUGUAGUGUGAGUUUCAAAUCAGAUUAUCUAAGGAAACAAGAAAACAGAAGCAGCAGAACAUCGGUAUAUAGUCCAAAAAGCACUUAGCCAAGUUAAAAAAGUUUUAAGAUUUUUCUAUAGUUGUCUAUUGCUAAUGAUUUUGAUCAGAAUAAAGAGGGUGAAAGGAAAGAAGGUAAAAGUGAUUGAUAGGUUUUUUCAGUGGGGAAAAAUGGUUGAGUGAAAUUGGGACAAACACAGACCCCAUCUUUAAGGGUCUGAACUUUGUAGGUGUGACUACAUAAGCAGUGUUAACUCCAUUUCUCAUACUGGUAGCCCUCUAGAAAAUAAAGCAAAGUAGUUCUAGUGUGGUCAAGUUAUAAGCCAAUAUUGUAAAAAAAAAAAAAAUAGCAGCUAUUCAUUUGUUCACAACAUGCAUAUUUAUAGAGUAGUUAAGUACCAAUUGUAAGGUAAGUCCUUUAAAAUUCUAUAAUACAUAUUAAAGUAGCGGUUAUUGGUCUGAUAUAUGCUGCUCUUGGUUCUAUAAACUAGAUAAAAAAGCAGUGCUUUGUGAAAUGCAGUGUUAUAUCUUAAUGCCACUGGUGAUAGAAAGUAGUUCCCUUCAGUUUAAAUCCUGUGCCCUUAUUUGCUGCUUGCUGACGUAAGCAAUAAGUACCCCUCUAACUAAUGGUAUCUACACAUUUCUGUAGCUUGUAUUUAAAAAUGAUGGUGUAUCUGGUGAUUGUAAAAAUAUUAGACAGAUAUAAAAGUAUAUAAUAUAUAUUAACUGUUAAUGCUGAGGUAUAGUCUGUGAAUUAUGUGUUUUGUACUUUUAUUCAUUGUGUAAUUUAGUGGUGGUGGAAGUUUUACACUCAGUCCUUAAGAGUGGCAGUAUCCCUUUUACAAUUUAACAUGACCUGCAUCAUUUUGUUUGCCUGCUAAAGUUUUGUUAGAAUAGGAAAUAGUAAAACAAAUAUAAAAAAGAAAGGUAGUACUGGAUAGGGAAACAGACUUCAAGUCCCUAACUGAAGUCAAUACAAAAAACUCCUUGUACAUUCACUGAGUUUCAAAGAGAAUCAGUCCCUAACUUAAAGGUUUCCUUUGUUCACUUUCUGGAUGUGUACUUUUGAAGGAUAUAUGAGGUUAAGCAACAUUACAGCACCAAACACUGGGGCUAUUAAUCCCAUUUAGGUCUGUACUAAAAAUGAUGGUGGAAAUACAUGUAUAUAUCUUUUUUUUAACCUAGAAGUGCCAUCCAUUGUCCUUGAAUUAAUGAGAAUAAAGUUACUGUUACAUUUAACUAGGAGGAUCCUUGAAAGUAACACUUUUUCCAAGGACAAUGUCAACAAUGUCGAUGUCAACACUGAGUCUGAUUCUGACCACAUUCAUAGUGGUACAAUGUCAACGUGGCAGUAAAGUGUCAUUGCAUCUUCAUGACAACCACACUCCUUUGUUGGAACACUGUGCCAGUAACAAGUGCAACAUCAAUGGGCAGAUGAAAUGAUGCAUAAAGAAGUCCAGUGUUUACAGAUACAACUGCUGUGGUUCAAGUACUUCCUUCCCCAUCAAAGGCUUACUGAGACUUUGCGAGAAAGUGACCUAAAUUAUUAUUUUAAUGUUUAAAUAUAACUUGUUCACUCAUUGAUCAUUCUCACCUAAGCAAGGCCAUAAAAGGGGAUACUAUAGUUUUAGUCAUAUCAUAAUUUAGGACAGUUUUUCUUUAGAUCAUAAAGAGCAAAAGCAAGAACCUACUUUUUUCAGCUUUUAAAAUCCAUGUGAUAUUAAAGGACAAAAACCCACUCUUCAGAUCUGUGAAUAGAUUAAAUGUUUUGUUUUUUUCAAAAUAAGGUACUACCAGUGUUACCACAUAACUACUUCCCAGAAAAAGGUACUGUGUUAAAAUAUAAUUCCUCUAGCAGCAUUUUAUCUUCUAUUUUGAAGACUAUUUAUUGUAUUAUUAGAAAAUAUGAAAUAAGAAACUCCAGACUGACACAGCAAUUGUCCUGGAGAAGGAAAUACUCUAAUAAACUUUGAUGUAUUAAAAUAAUCCACAAGUACAUCAUUGUUAAUUCUCACUCUAGGUGCUCUUUGGUGAGAGACAGGCUUUGUUCUCUUGUUCAUGACAUUUCUCUGCAAAGAAUUCUCUAUGGAGUGGAGCGAAUGAAAUGAAUCAUUUCUUACCAAGUAAAUUUAUCAAUUUACAAAAACCUUCUUUACAGCUCACUUUUGAGUUCAGUUGUAAUAGCGAUCCUUCAUAUUUUAUUAAUUAAAACUGUUCAUUCAGGUAAGAAGUAUGUUGAAAUUUUGCCAAUAUCUUAAUAAAACCCAGCAAUUU
This is a messenger RNA of Sus scrofa (pig), 6512 nucleotides long. It is a transcript of the gene PPM1E, whose product is annotated as protein phosphatase, Mg2+/Mn2+ dependent 1E. Gene Ontology annotation, biological process: protein dephosphorylation; negative regulation of protein kinase activity. Gene Ontology annotation, cellular component: nucleus. Gene Ontology annotation, molecular function: protein serine/threonine phosphatase activity; cation binding. Lineage: Eukaryota; Metazoa; Chordata; Mammalia; Artiodactyla; Suidae. The record is from RefSeq and is a predicted model, not a curated record.